AUGACCAGCGGCUCUCAAGGCUCACUAUGGCAGUUUAUGCACGCAAGCAAACUUCAAUUUCCGAGAGAACAUUCUCAUUGGAGUGACGGCGACGGUAGUACAAAGUGCAACCCAGAACACCAGAUCAAAUACAGACAUCGGUCACGCUCAUUGACGACAGCCCAUAUAAAAAAGAUCCAUCAUGUUCUCGAUUGGAUGAGAUAUACUUUUGACCUCAAAAACAAAGGUUUCAAGCCAAAUACGCGAGGGUCAUUCAUCCAAGGCUCUUUCGCCACCCUGAAAGAGCUACUCGUAAAGUUGCCAGACUCUAUCAGCUUCAAUGUUGAGAUUAAAUACCUGAGACUCCACGAAGCGAUUGAAGCUGGUUUAGCUCCCGUUGCGCUUGAGAUCAAUGGAUUCGUCGAUCGAAUACUGGAUCAAAUAUUUCAAAAUGCUGGAGGAAGGAAGGUAAUCCUUUCUUCAUUCACGCCUGAAAUUUGUAUUCUUUUGGCCAUCAAACAAAGAAGAUAUCCGGUUAUGUUCAUCACUAAUGCCGGAAAGCUUCCGGCUAGUGAUAUGGAAAUGAGAGCUUGCAGUGUACAAGCUGCAGUCAGACUUCUCAAGCGGUGGAAUUUGGCCGGUAUUUUCUUUGCAUCCGACAUACUACUUCUAUGUCCGAGACUCGUCGGCUAUGUGCGACAUUCUGGGUUUGUUUGCGGGUCUUAUGGCUCCUUAAACAACGUUCCAGAAAACGUGACGGUGAGUUAA
Molecule: messenger RNA, 747 nt
Organism: Penicillium diatomitis
Lineage: Eukaryota; Fungi; Ascomycota; Eurotiomycetes; Eurotiales; Aspergillaceae
Exons: 2
Coding region: 1-747 (248 amino acids)
Biological process (GO): glycerophospholipid catabolic process
Molecular function (GO): glycerophosphocholine phosphodiesterase activity
Source: RefSeq, a predicted model, not a curated record